This is a messenger RNA of Anastrepha obliqua, 2174 nucleotides long. It is a transcript of the gene black, whose product is annotated as cysteine sulfinic acid decarboxylase. Gene Ontology annotation, cellular component: cytoplasm. The transcript has 3 exons. The coding region runs from base 193 to 1998 and encodes 601 amino acids. The record is from RefSeq and is a predicted model, not a curated record. Gene Ontology annotation, biological process: carboxylic acid metabolic process. Gene Ontology annotation, molecular function: carboxy-lyase activity; pyridoxal phosphate binding. NCBI's taxonomy places the organism in Eukaryota, Metazoa, Arthropoda, Insecta, Diptera, Tephritidae.
AGCUAAAUUAAGCACCGUCGUGAAAGCCAUCAAAACAAGUGAACACAGUGGGAUACCCAGAAUUGUUCGACUAUUUACUACGAAAUAUACAUACAAACAAGUGCACAUCGGCGUUUAUAUGUGUCUGCAGAUUAUAUAGUUGAAGGGUACGAAAUUAACAGGAAAAACAAAUAAACAAAUAAAAGCGCAAUAAUGUUGGCCAGCGAAAGUUUACCUACACAUUACAAUGAGUCUAUAUUUAAAAAGCAUUUGAAGAACAUUGAAGAACUGGCAGGCGUUGCAACUGCGACUGCAGCUAAAACGGAAGCGAACUCGAGUGCAGCAGCAACAACGGCGCCUGGCAGUCCUAGUACUUGUAUUGCUGUUAGUAAGAGCAGUACUGGUGCUUGUGAAGACAGCAAAGUGGCAGCCAUGAAGACAAAUCUCAACAACGGUACAACAUUAGCGAUCACAAAACCAACAAAUGGAGUGAAUGGCAUUGAUGAUAGCAAUAAGAUCAACAAAAUGACAACACUUCCAUCGCCAAAUUUCGUACCUGGUCAUCCUGAGGCGAAAUUUGAAAACUUCCUACGGAGUUGUGUUGAUGAAAUUAUAAAAUCGGCAGUGUUUCAGGGCACAAAUCGUGCCACUAAAGUGGUGGAAUGGCAUGCACCGAGUGAGUUGCAACAAUUGUUCGAUUUUAGUUUGAAAGCGGAACCGGAAACGAAUGCAAAAUUAUUCGAUUUAUUGAAAGCAACUAUUCAGUAUUCGGUUAAGACAGGCCAUCCAUAUUUUAUAAAUCAACUCUAUUCGGGUGUAGAUAUUUACGCCUUAAUCGGCCAAUGGGUGACAGAUGCAUUGAAUCCCAGUGUAUACACAUACGAGGUGGCACCCGUUUUUACGCUCAUGGAGGAAACGGUGCUGGCUGAAAUGCGUCGCAUUGUUGGUUUUCCUAAUGAUGGGUAUGGAGAUGGUAUCUUCUGUCCAGGUGGUUCCAUUGCGAAUGGUUAUGGAAUUAGUUGUGCGCGUUAUAAAUAUGCUCCCGAAACUAAGAAAUCUGGAUUAUAUGGUGGCAAGCAAUUGAUUAUUUUCACAUCCGAGGAUGCACACUAUUCCGUGGAAAAGUUGGCUAUGUUCAUGGGAUUCGGCAGCGAAAAUGUCUGCAAAAUUACGACAAGUAAAUUGGGUAAAAUGGAUAUUAAUGAUCUUGAGGCAAAAGUUCAGCGCUACAUAAGUGAAGGUGCGCAACCACUCAUGGUUUCAGCAACGGCCGGGACAACCGUAUUGGGUGCAUUUGAUGAUCUGAAUAGUAUAGCCGAUGUUUGUAAGAAAUACGACAUGUGGUUCCACGUUGACGCAGCGUGGGGUGGUGGAGCGCUUGUUUCAAGGAAAUAUCGUCAUUUAUUGAAUGGAAUUGAACGUUCGGAUUCUGUAACUUGGAAUCCCCACAAGCUCUUGACUGCUUCACAGCAAUGCUCAACUUUUCUGACCCGUCACAAGGAUGUUCUCAGCAGUUGUCAUUCCACAAAUGCAACAUAUCUAUUCCAAAAGGAUAAAUUCUAUGACACAUCAUACGACACAGGUGACAAACAUAUACAAUGCGGCAGACGUGCCGAUGUCUAUAAAUUUUGGUUCAUGUGGAAAGCCAAAGGUACGAAUGGCCUAGAGGAGCACGUAAACCAAGCUUUCAAAAUGUCAGAGUAUAUCACUGAGUUGAUUAAAGAGAGACCUGGAUUUGAAUUGGUAUUAGAAAAACCCGAAUGUACGAAUGUUAGCUUUUGGUAUAUACCACCCAGUUUACGGAAUUUGAAGCGUGACGAGUUGUUUAAUGCCAAAUUGAAUGCGGUCGCACCAAAGAUCAAAGAAGGUAUGAUCAAGAAAGGAUCCAUGAUGAUCACCUACCAACCGAUUCGGCAACUACCAAACUUCUUCAGAUUAGUUUUGCAAAGUUCAAGUCUUACGGAAGAGGAUAUGAAAUAUUUUCUGGAUGAAAUAGAAACUCUAGGAUGUAAUUUAUAAGUCAUAUUUGUGGAUUAAGUAUAAAUAUUUGUUAAAAUCUGCAACUACAACAACAAAAAAACUAUUAUGUGUCUGUAACUGUUUACAAACAAUGUUAUUACCUAAAUUUAUAUGAAAUUAUGUACGAGUAUUCAUAGGAGCAUGAAGUACAAUACAAUAUCUGUGUAUAUUUAAAA